Populus nigra (black poplar) is the source of this 1446-nucleotide messenger RNA. RefSeq names its product UDP-N-acetylglucosamine transporter ROCK1-like. The transcript has 7 exons. The record is from RefSeq and is a predicted model, not a curated record. Bases 144 to 1127 code for a protein of 327 amino acids. Gene Ontology annotation, biological process: pyrimidine nucleotide-sugar transmembrane transport. Gene Ontology annotation, cellular component: Golgi membrane. NCBI's taxonomy places the organism in Eukaryota, Viridiplantae, Streptophyta, Magnoliopsida, Malpighiales, Salicaceae. Gene Ontology annotation, molecular function: pyrimidine nucleotide-sugar transmembrane transporter activity.
CAGAGAGAGAGAAAGAAAGAAUGAAAGAAGACAAGGAACGUAUCAUGCUUUUCUUCAUGGAUUAAUUUCCAGAGCUGACAACACAGGAAAAAGAAAAGGUAAGAAAACAGAGAGAGUGAGUCAGAAGGUCGCCUCUCCAAAAAAUGGCGACGACGAAGCGGAAAGGUGGAGCCUCCGGAUCGGAGAGAACGAACCCAAGGGUUUGGCUAUACUCCAUUUUGCUCACUCUUCAAUACGGAGCUCAGCCUCUCAUCUCCAAACGCUUCACCGGACGUGAAGUAAUCGUGACUACGUCUGUUUUGACAUGUGAGGUAGCUAAGGUUGUAUGUGCCGUAAUUCUCAUGGUAAGAGAUGGUAGUUUGAAGAAAGUGUUCAGUCAGUGGACUUUGGUUGGGUCGUUGACUGCAUCAGGACUUCCUGCAGCUAUUUAUGCUCUGCAAAACAGCUUGCUGCAGAUAUCUUACAAGAAUCUUGAUUCACUUACAUUUUCAAUAUUGAACCAGACAAAAGUAUUUUUUACUGCACUCUUUACAUACAUAAUAUUGAGGCAGAAACAAUCAAUUCAACAAAUCGGGGCUCUGUUCUUGCUGAUAAUGGCAGCUGUUCUUCUAAGCAUCGGUGAGGGCUCUAGCAAAGGCUCUGGCAGUAGUGAUCCUGAGCAAAUUUUAUUUUAUGGGAUCAUUCCUGUCCUGGUUGCUUCAGUUCUCUCUGGUCUAGCUUCAGCUUUGUGUCAAUGGGCUUCUCAGGUUAAGAAACACUCAUCAUACUUGAUGACUGUAGAAAUGUCAAUUGUUGGAAGCUUAUGCUUGUUGGCCAGCACCACUAAGUCUCCAGAUGGAGAAGCUAUCAGACAGCAUGGAUACUUUUAUGGUUGGACUCCUCUAACAAUGAUCCCAGUUGUAGCGAAUGCUCUAGGUGGAAUUCUCGUGGGCCUUGUCACAAGCUACGCUGGUGGCGUGAGAAAGGGGUUUGUCAUUGUUUCUGCACUUCUUGUAACGGCCUUGCUUCAGUUCUUGUUUGAAGGGAAGCCACCUUCAAUUUACAGUCUUGUGGCUCUUCCACUCGUCAUGAGCAGCAUUUCAAUAUACCAGAAAUAUCCACACCAAGUAAAAAAGAAGGAAUCAUAGUCACCUUGACAGCAAAAGGGAAUUCGUUGAAGUAGCCCAGUAGAUAGAGGUUACUUUUGGUUUAAAAUUUAGGCAUCCAAGUUGUACAUGGAGAAAUGCUGCUCAAUACAGAUUCCUACCAGUAGAUAGAGGUUUCUUUUGGUUUAAAAUCUAGGCAGUCUUCAUUCGAGAACAUUUGAAUUCAACACUGAUUCCUACCAAAAGGAAGAGAACAUGGUAUUGAUUUCCUUUGAGACACGGAUGACUAGAGUUCUUUAGAAUCUCAAUCUAUGUUUUGAAGCCCUUCAAAAUGAAUAUAUUUUCUUGUUGCACGUGUGAA